UUUCAUCCAUAUCCAGCGGUUAAUCGGAUUAUAACCCGCUAGAACCGAUUGCUUUCUUUUGCAAGUGACCCGAAUGAUCUAUUAUUGACGGUAUCGGUUUGCUAAACGGUAAACGCGUUUAACAUGACCCGACGCAGUUACAUGCCAAACCCCACUUGAGAUUUUGGAGGAAUCCAUCAAUCCAAUGUCCCUCGCGGCAUUACCAGCCCGCCUAGGCCUCUAGUUCAACCUCAAAAAAGAGUAACGGACAGAAGAGGAAAGGGUGACAAUGGAGGAUUUGAAGAGGAGGAAGCUCGACGAGGCGGGCAACGGGCAGCUUCUUUCUGUGCCGUCGGCAGAACAGCUGCAAGGGCUUCUUGACCCCCUAAGGAAAGACCAACUGUUCGAUCUCCUCGUCAAGCUGCAUGGUGAGAUAGAAGAAGGCUCUGUUGCUUAUGACAAGGAAACAAACAAAUCAUGUGGUUUUGGUUUUGUUACAUACAAGACAGUGGAGGCUGCAAGGAAGGCCAUAGAGGAUCCAAACAAGAUCCUUGGGGUAAGGGGAGGAACCUUACUGUCAAGCUGGCUGACACCCAAAACAGAGGAACCUUGUUCUUCUGCAACCCUUUCCCAGUGUUUCAUGGUUGAGAUUUGUGUAUCUGGGGAGAGAUAAAUGCUGGGGUCUGUUACAGAAGACAAGGGUAAAGAAUUACAAAUGUUCUAGAGGAAUUUUUAGUGGGCUAGGAAACAUAAGUUCUGAUUUUGAAAGUGUAUUUAAUAGUAUUAUUCAGUGAAACAUUGUUGUGGGUUUCUUGUAAUUUAAUUGAAGAGUACCGUCC
Messenger RNA from Nelumbo nucifera (sacred lotus), 818 nucleotides. RefSeq names its product pentatricopeptide repeat-containing protein At5g59600-like. Gene Ontology annotation, biological process: RNA modification. The record is from RefSeq and is a predicted model, not a curated record. Gene Ontology annotation, molecular function: protein binding; RNA binding. NCBI's taxonomy places the organism in Eukaryota, Viridiplantae, Streptophyta, Magnoliopsida, Proteales, Nelumbonaceae.